Debaryomyces tyrocola is the source of this 5661-nucleotide messenger RNA. The record is from the annotation of a GenBank genome assembly. Lineage: Eukaryota; Fungi; Ascomycota; Pichiomycetes; Serinales; Debaryomycetaceae.
AUGAAUUGGGAACCCACGAAAGUAUUCUUACGAGGAAAGGUUGUUAAACCCUUCUUACCUUUCGAAAAGCAUCCUGACUUAAAUAAUGAUAAUUUGAAAAAUUUAUAUCCCGGUGACGAAGUGUACAUUUUUGAGACAACAUUUAACGGUAGAUGGGCAAGAGGACAUACAAUCAGCAACCCAUUUCCAAGUGAUUUCACUAUCACAUCUGUUAACCUUGAUGAAAUACCAAGACAAAACAUUGAUGUUGUAGUAUUUCCAUUGAAAUAUAUCCAAAUCGUUGAGGAAGUACCAUUAUCGUCCACAGUUGAGAAUGAAGUCAAAGACUCUGAAAAUGGAGGUGCAAUUCCUUCUAUCCAAGAUUUUGAAUUGGCACAUAGGCAAGCAUUAGAAGGUACCUCCGAUGAUAAUGGGAAUUCUUUCAGAACGCGUAUUCCACCCCUUCCCAUUACAACUUUUGAUGAGAAUAAUGAUUUAAUUGCAGAAAUGAAAUACGCCCUUGAGUUAUUAACAUCGCAUAUAUUUGCUUUAUAUUCAAUUGGAGAAUUUAGGUUAUUCCAUAAAUUAUGCCAGAUUUAUUACACUUUGGGUGAAACUAGACUUAAAUUGUUAGGGAACGUUCUAAGCUCAAGUGAAUCACAAGUAGCUAAAGCGACUGCUAUCCUUUUGUUAAAUAAGAUUCCAAAGAUGCUUGCGUCGCACAGUGAAAGAUUUGGCGUCCAAUUAUUUGAUCUGAAUGAUGAAAAAGCAGAUUCAUCAGGUUAUAAAGCAAUCUUAGCAAGAGAUGCAUUAACAGGUAAUUUGUUGUCGAAUUCCAAUGCUAUACCCCCAAGAAUUGCAUUAAACCAAGUUUUAUGUUCAUUGUCCCCUGAAUUCCCUAUCAAUGCACACGUCGAUAAACUUAGUUAUUCCCUUACUCCUCAACCCAAUCAGAGACUCGUUCCCAAACUGGCAUCACACCUUCUAAUAGACUUCAAGUCUCUCCAAGGGUCAUCGAAGCAUCAACCGACUGGAUUCUCAGGCAUGGUUGUAUAUUUUUACAUUCGUUAUGAUCGUGUAAGGUUAACUGAGACUUUUGCAGUAAAAGUUGAUGCUUCUGACUCGUUGAUCAAUUCUGAAGAAAUGCAAGCUGCGUUGUUCAAGAACAUACCAUCGAACGAAAUUACUUCGGGUAAUGUCUAUUUAGUAGCAGUGGUCACUGAAGAAAUUGAAUUAAGUACAAAAGAUAGAACAAAGGACGCCCAAGUGAAAAGUAUCAAGAAGGGCGUUGCUGCAGGUGUUGCAGACGUUACCAAACUUUUCACUGAAGAAUAUGUUUCAAAAUCUUCAGAUGAGCACUUAUUUAAAAUUAGACUCUUUGGAUCUUACAUGGACCAGAAUAAAGACUCGAAAAACUAUCGCUUCGAUAAUAUUGUAAAUAAUGGUUUUGGUGAAGUUGUUGAUAGAAUAAUUGAGGGAUCAAAGACUGGUAUUGCCAUUAAUCCAAGAACUGAAAGUUUAACUGUUUCAAUAAAAGAUUUUAAGCAUCAAAUUAAGACUGUUCUCGAUGCUGAUGAUAAUACUCCAAAAUCCAUUCCUAGGAUUAGCCCAGUCUAUUUCGAUCCAUUAACAGAGAAAUAUGAACGUCUUUAUUUGAGGAUGGGAAAGGUUACUUUGUUGGAUGGCGAUGUCACGGAAGAUUUAUUAACAAUUGAAGCCAGUUCUCCAGGUAAUAGUUUGAUUUCGUUUGCAAAAGCAUCUAACGAAAGCUUCCAGAAAAAAUGGCAAUUUUUAACAGUUUGUCCAAAUGAAUCAAUAGGGGAAAUAAUAAAAGUCCAUGGCGUUGAGUUAAAACAUGACGACACAAUUGAGGAUCAAUUUAUUCUCUUUUCCUUAUACUCUAACGGGAAAUUAACAGCUGAAGGGAAACUUGUCUAUAAGUCGAAAAAUCAACCAGUUAGAAUUGAUAGUAAGAACCACAUUAUUGAACUUAAAUGCGUUAUUCAAGGGUCAACUAUAGCAAGUGUAAAAAUAUCUACGGAUUAUGUUGGUAAAGCUUUCAACUAUGAUAUAGUCAUUGAUAACGUAUUUCAGUAUGAAAAAUUUUUCGAAAACGGGGAAGAAGGUAUUCUGCAAUUAAAUUCUUCAUUGAUUGCUUUUAAAGGAUUAGAAUUAAAUCAAUUGGUGAAGUAUUUUAGGGAAUUAUUGAAGGACUUGUUUUCUAUUGUUGAAACUUCAACAAAGCAAGAAUCGUCUCCCUCUAUUGACGAGUUGAAGUGGUCAACUUUCAUUGCAAUUGUACAUUUAUUAGAUAUUAUUUUUGGCAAACAAAGCCGCUAUUUAUAUUUGCUUGAUACCUUCAUGGAAAAGCAAAUUCGUUUACCGCCUGUGGGAACCUAUAUUUUAGAAUGUAUAUCUAUUGUUUUGUCCCAAGCAGAAAAAAAAUGGGAUUCAAGCUCGAAAGCAUUGUGCAGAGUCUCUCCUAUUCUUAUGAAAUUUGCAGUUCUUUCAAUGGAUGGUGUUACAGACCUAGGACAAUAUUUCAAAUCUUUGAUUCGCAUGUCCAUGUCAGGUUCAUAUUUCCUUUCUAUUGACUCGGAAACCUUUGUCACUAGUCAGGUCAUAAUUUUGGAAAUUCUUGAUGAUGUACUUUCUCGUAAUCUUCAUAUUGGCGGUGUUGAAACUUUGAAAUUCUUUGUGAACUAUCUUGAUUCGGUUGGAAUUAGAGGGUUAGGAAUUGAUGAGGAUCUAUAUUCCACUAAUCAAACGGUUGCUACUGAGAAAGAUCAUAGAAUUAUUCUUAGUAAAUUAUUAUUAAUUUACCGUCUUUUCAAUACAUUUUUGAUCAAUGAUGCUCCUUCACGUAAGCUUUUGAUCUCCAAGGCAGUUGAAUGGGCAAUGCAAAUUUUGCAAGGUCCAAUAGACGUUGAAGCUUCAAGACUCGCAUGUGGUAUAUUGAAUGCUGUUUGUUCGCUUAUAUGGAAGACUGUUUUUGUGGAGGGCCAUUUGGAUGAAAUUCCAUUAUGUUAUUCUUUGAGUAAAUUUUUACCUGCAAUAUCAGGAGUUUUUCUUAGGUACAACAAGUUCACUAGAGGUAAUGAAAGUUUUAAACCGAAGAGAACAUUUAGUCCAUUAUUCCCAACAGAAUAUCCAUUUAAGGAAAUAUCUGUUGAUCCGGUGGUGGGUGAAGAAGUUUUGGUUGAAGUUUUAGUCGAAAUGGCAGUUGUGUUUUGCUUUAUUGCAAAGAUUGGCAAAGAAUCUGCUGGAGAAGCUGGUUUUAAAAAGGUACUCGAUACAGAAGUUGAAGGGGAUUUCUUUGAAUCUUCCAAGUAUCUAGUAAAUGAAUUUGGAAGUAAAGACUUGAUCAGUUUAAUAUCUGGUGUGAAUCUUAUAAGACAAGGUAGGUUUAUACCUGAGAAUAAAUGGUUAUCCUUGAGUUCUCUUUUUGUUGAAGGUUGCUUAGUUUCUUUGGAGCUCAUAAAGCCUUUGCUCCACUCAUAUCAUAUCCCUGGGGUUGAGAACCAAGAGAACUUCGAAAAAGUUCUUUGGGGUAAUUAUUUGAGAUGUUUACUAAGGUUGGCUGUUGUUACACCAGUAUCUAUUGAAUACUUGUCCGAUGGUCCAAAAAAGGCGUGUUAUCAAAUUACAGGCAAUAUUCGUGAUCGAAUUGCUCGUAUAUUAGAUGAGUCCUGGGAUAAUUUGGCUUGGAAUUCCAAUCAAGAUGACUACGUAAGAUUUAAUAUUAAACGAUUCGGAGGCUACCAAUUGAAAUUCAUAAAUACUGAAUAUGAUAUACUUCGCGACUUGAUGUUAUUUGCUUUACAGAAAGAUUCAGAGUGUCAAGCAGUAGCUGUUAAAAUAUUAUGGUCGAUUAUGGUAUCCGAAUUUAUUGCAAAGGAUUCAAUUGUUGAUGUUGAAAAGGCAUGUCUUCUCGGGUUAAAAGAAAUAUACUAUAGGAAUGGUUAUAAGCCAAGUUUAAUUGAACAGCAAAAGUUUAUUGAUGGAUUAAAGCUGGUAAUCAGACUAGAUAGUGAGGAUGAAGCUUUCAGGGUUGUCUAUACUUUUACCGAGACUUUAGACGGGUUUCUAAGUGCUUUGAAUGAAUAUAAUACAGUCCCUGUUGGACCUGAAUUUAACGACGAUAGAUCAUUCCAUCUAUUGAAUAUUAAAGCUUAUUUGAAAAAUGCUAAUAAACCUGAAUUGUUUGAUUCGUUCAUUAAUACUAUGUACGAGGAGAAUCUUAAGAAAAAGGAUUAUAUUCAAGCUGCUUUAAGUUUAGAAUUAUUGGCUUCGACAUGUACUUGGGAUCAUGGAGUAGUUCUACCCGCAAGUUUAAAACCUAAGUUUCCUCAACAAUCAUCAUUCGAAAGGAAAGAAACAUUAUUUAAUAUGAUUGCCAAAAACUAUAUUAGAGGUAAUAGCUUGGAAAGAGCUACUGAUACUUAUAAUGAAUUAUUGGAUUCUUAUAAUUUACAUACAUAUGACUUGAAAAGUUUUGCUAACGUACAUGGCAAACUUGCAAAGUUAUAUUUAGAUCUAGAGACUUCGGAUAAGUUGAGUCCAUCAUUCUUUAAAGUUGCGUUUAUUGGGGCUGGUUUUCCAAAAAAUAUUAGAGGGAAAAUGCAAAUCUAUGAGGGCCUACCAUUUGAACAUAUCACGUCGAUGCAUGAAAGAUUGUUGAAAUUGUAUCCUGGAGCAAGAAUCAUUACAGAUGAUGCGGAAGCACAGAAAUUAAAGGAGAGAACCCAAACGGGUCGGUACUUGUAUGUCUGUAGUGUUGAACCUGUUAACGAGAUUUCUGAUAAGCUUCUUAAUGCGUCCAUUGGUGCCAGACAAUAUGCAAGGAACAAGAAUUUAAGAGUUUUUACAUCGAUGAGGAAAUUGCCAGGUGCAACAUCUGUUUUUGAUUUAUGGACCGAAGAAGCUACGUAUGAGACUUUCCUUUCUUUCCCAACUUUAAUGAAUAGGAGUGACAUUAAAAGCAAAGUGGUUGUUAAAUUGUCACCUUUGGAUACUGCUAUUAGAACAGUCGUAAGUAAGAACAAUGAUUUGCUACAAUCUGAAAAUUUGCUUACCAAUGCGUUUAAAGAAAACGCAGAGUAUUCAACAUUUUUAGGAGAUUUAUCUAGACUACUUGCUGGUACGGUUGAUUCUCCUGUCAAUGGUGGAGUUGGGCAAUAUCGUAAUUUCAUCUAUGAUAAUGAAUACAGAGGUGAUAAGCAUCUUGCAUCGCGCAAAUUAUUAAGCGAUGCCUUCAACGAAUUGAGCACCAUUUUGAACAGAUGUUUACAUUUACAUGCGAAGCUAGUCACCCCCGACAUGAGAGCGUCCCAUGAAGUGUUAGUCGAUUUAUACAAGAAGAAUUUUGCUCAGGAAAUUGAGAGUCUAAACAUUUCAACCGACUAUUCGUCUGCUUUCAAUCGCAGCAUACAAUACACCUCGCCAGUUGCUUCUCAAAAUACAGGAGAUAAGCCAUCCAUAUCCACCGGUUCUGGGUUAUCUGGUAGAUUUGCAGCUCCUCUUAAACAAGCUAGUUCCAACAAUGGUUCCUCAUCGAGUAUAUCGGGCCGUUCAAAUGUCUCCGCCAAUGGUUCGGCCGCCAAUGGCUCGUCCAUCAGUGCAGUUAGCCAAUCGAGCAAACUUACAGCACUCAACUGGAGAAAUAUAGUCAGAAGAAAUUAG